AUGCUAGCGACUACAACUAUUUUUUUUAUAGUUUUUGUAGACUUUUUAAUCAGAGUAAUGGCAGCAAAUCUAGAAAACAGUAACAAGUCAGUAGUACGGGUUCCUGAUGUAGGAAGACAAGAAUAUUUUAUACCAAAGAAACGAUAUAAACCAGCUUUGAUAGAUCCAAUGACGUACUCGAUAUUAGCAGACCAUGUGCUUCACCUUAUGCCUCAUCAAAGAACCGUUCUACUAAUAAUGAAUAUAUAUCAGAUGAAAACAAUUAAUCCAGCACAUCCAUCGAACGAUCCUGAUGCUCCGUCAGAUGUUAUUAUCGUAGCAAUAAGAUUUAUUAUGGAAGAUCUCUUCCAACCAAUAGGUGGUCUUUUAGUUUAUUCCGAGGAAGAUCAAAGCCAAACCAUUGCAGAUUGUAUAAAAGCUUACAUUAGGGAUCUUUGGAGAUUGGGAGUGUAUGUUAUUGGCUCUAUUUCGCCACCAUUUCCACUUUUUAAAGAAGUAUUUCAACGGUUUCAUCCGGAAAAAAAUUUCGACGAAGUUCCCGGACCAAUUUUAUACUCUGUUUUGCCAUUUAAAAACAUCGUCCACAUAUAUGAUGUACAAUAUCUCGUACUUAAAUUGCAGCUGCUGCUUAGGCAAGGAGACAUCCGAUUUGAGACCAUGUUCGGACGUCAAAGAGAGUAUUUGGUGAAAUGGAGCGAUCUGUUUUUCGUUAUUAAUGCACAUCCUCAGUUUAAAGUGUUAGCAACGUUUUUUGCUAAUAAUUUAGAAGUUCCCAAGAGGGUUCAUGUAUUUAAUGAUGACAUAUAUAAAAUGUAUGUUCAUUUAGAAAAUAACGGAUUUCUGUCGGGAUAUUCCGCUGGAGCAAGGGUAUUCAUACACACAGUGAGUGCCCUUAUGCAAUAUUUUGACUAUGACUAUGUGCAUGUUAGAAAAACAGUUUAUAACUGGGAUGACUUAAUGUACACGUUAAGUAAAAUGAAAUUUCAAAGGAUAGAUGUUCCAUACAUGCAAAAUCCAUCGAUUCUUAAGACUAAAAAGAGAAAAAAGAAAAAAUCCCGUAGAGCAGAUAAAUCUAAACUAGAAGACAAUAGAACUAAAGUAAUGGAUUCAAAAAAUAAGCAAACUAUUUCAGAGGCUUUAUCUUCUACAAAAGAUAGUGUUGUAAAUGAAAAACAAAGUGUAAAAAAAAGUUUGAAAGGAAACAAAAAAGCGAAAGCUAUUUCAAAAAUGAACUUAAAAUCUAAGGAACUACGAAAUGAGCAGUUAUAUAAUGUUAAAGACAAUGUAGGUAAUUCAGAAAAUAUUAUAACUGCUGUGAUAGAAAAAACAAAUAAAAUUGCACAAUUAAAUUUACACGUAAAGGAUGGAAGAAUAGAAAAUGUACCAACGUCAAAUAAUAAUUCAGUAAAUUCAGAAGAUAAUUUCGUGUCUUCAUUGGUUUCAGAAAUUUUCCUAACUAUAACGGAAGGGCAGAUGAAAAUUUUACCAACAAAUGCAAAAAUAAAUUUAGAUGCGCAAGAACAAACAAUGAAUGGAACAUUUAAAAAACCAUCAGAAAGUCCAAAAAUAUCUCCAGAAUUUCCAGAUAAAAAAACAGAAACACAAAUAGAAAAACAGUCAAAAAGUUUAAAGAUCUCUAAAGGGAUUUCGAAACAAAAUAAGGAAGGAGAAUUAGAAACAAAAGCAGGCAGAUCAGAAUCAUCUGCAGAAAUUCCAGAAGCGGUAAUGGAAGAACAAUUAGAAAAACGACAAAAAAUUACAAACAUAUCAUCAGGACUUCUACAACAAACGACUGAAAAACAUUUAGAAAAACAAUCAAAACUUGCCAAAACAUCUCCGGGACAUCAAGAAAAAAGCACUGAAGGACAAUUAGGAAAACGAACAAAAAGUCAAGAACAAUUAGAGAACCGACAAAAACUUCCAAAAAUAUCCUCAGGACUUCCACAACAAACGGCUGAAAAACAGUUAGAAAAACAACCAAAAAUUGCCAAACCAUAUCCGAGACAUCAAGAAAAAAUCACUGAAGGACAAUUAGAAAAACGAAUAAAAAGUCCAAAAAUAGACCCAGAGGUACCAGAACAACAAAGUAAAGGAAAAUUAGACAAGGAACCAGAAUUUCUAAAGCCACCGCCAGGAUUUACAGCAAAAAGGAAGGAACAACAAUUAGAAAAACAAUUAAAAAAUCCAAAAACAUCCAUAGAAUAUAACGGGGAGGGACAAUUAGAGAAAUUGUCAGAUGUUUCAAAACAACCUUCAAGAUUUACAAAUAGAAUUGAAGGGCAAUUAGAAAAACGACCAAAAGGUCCAAGAACACCUCCAGGGUCACCACCUCCGUCACCAGAUUCUGGGGACCGUGGGGGUUACAUAGAAAGAACAAGAGAAUUAGUACUUCAACACAUCCCUGUCUCACGAAAACGAGCGACUCCUGUAUCUCCAACGAGUGAUUCUUUACCGUCAACAAGUGCACAAGUACAAACAUCUGGUUUAAAGAAAUCUGCGAAAAAGUUAGAUACUGUGGCGAUACAAGAAACUAAAAAUACUUGUGAAGUAUCUGAUUUAAAAAACACAAUAAGUAUAAAACAAAUUACUGAAAAAUUAAGAAUGAACCAAGUUAGUAUACGCGAAGAAUUAGGGAAGCCAGAGCAAGAAAUUUCUAUUACUAGCACCACUACAGGAGCAACAUAUAAAACAUUCGUCCAAAACGAUGGUCCUAUUCCUGAUAAUGGAUUUGAAAAAAAUGUAGUUACAAGUGAAUUGAUCUGUAGCAUGAGAGGUAUUAUGGUUUUGACCGAAUCAGCCAAAAGCAGGAAACUUCAAUCGAUGAGAUCGGAUGCGAUCAUAGUGGAACCAAUAGAUUUAUUCAUGGCUAAGAUACAAUCCCAGUUCAAUGGUAUUAAAAAUGUUUACUAUUAUGGUACCUCGUACCGUCUUCUAGAACCAGAUACGUCGUUUUCUUGUUUGGAAAAUGAUAGUGGAUUGUAUUUAAUUAAAAGAGGCUAAGAAGUAUAUAUAUAUAUAUAUAUAUAUAUAUAUAUAUAUAUAUAUAUAUAUAUAUAUAUAUAUAUAUAUAUAUAUUAUGUUUGUAAAACAAAAUAAGACUAUGUACAGCAAGUAUUUAAUAAAUUAUUAUUUAUUGUUUUAUCUU
Messenger RNA from Diabrotica balteata, 3145 nucleotides. The record is from the annotation of a GenBank genome assembly. NCBI's taxonomy places the organism in Eukaryota, Metazoa, Arthropoda, Insecta, Coleoptera, Chrysomelidae.